AAAGUUUCACCAGUCAGAACAGAAGCACCGGGAGAACUUUGGGUUAGAAAGGGGCAUUACUCAAGAUUUUAGCAAAUUAAUUUAUUUGAAUACUCUUUGUUUUUUGCAUUUUAGACCUUAAAUUUACGUUUGCAGUGUGCAGACGCGCCGAGGGGACAGACAGACGCACGCGCUUCCUAGCUUGAACUGGAGAAUUAAGUGACAUCUUCUGCGUUAGCUGCCGCUUCGUUGUUGGCAUCUUCUCAGCUCUCCCAGAUGCUCAUGGGAAAAAAGUCGACUAAGGGGCGGAUCCUUGGAGCCACCAGAGGAGUGCAGAGGGACAACAUUACAACCGCUGUGCACACUACAGUUUAUCUCUAUAUGGCAGCUUUAUCUGAGUAAACAGCACUGGUUUAUCAGCUUGUUCUGAGGCACUGUGGAGUUCUGUGCGCAGCUAUGGUCCUUUUGUUGGUGUGUUCAACUUUGACCUUUCCGCCGGCGUCACCAUGUUCGAACCACCCACUGUCUUCUACAUCAUCGUGGAGCUUCUGAUUGCAGUUUUCUCCGUUCUGGGAAAUGUUCUAGUUUGCUGGGCUGUGGGUCUCAACUCCAACCUGCAAACCAUCACCAACUUCUUCGUGGUGUCUUUGGCGGUGGCGGACAUUGCCGUGGGGGUCCUCGCCAUCCCAUUCGCCAUAGUGAUAAGCACAGGUUUCUGCUCCAACUUCUACGGCUGUCUGUUCAUUGCGUGCUUCGUGCUGGUGCUGACGCAGAGCUCCAUCUUCAGUCUGCUCGCCAUCGCCAUCGACCGCUACAUCGCCAUCAAGAUACCACUCAGGUACAACAGUUUGGUGACAGGACAGCGCGCCCAGGGUAUCAUCGCCAUCUGCUGGCUGCUUUCUAUAAUCAUUGGCCUGACUCCCAUGAUGGGCUGGCACAAGCCUGAAGAGAGUGAGCCCCCUAUACGUUCAAAGGACCCCUGUCCUCCCGGACAGAUGAACUGCCUUUUUGAGUCUGUGGUUGACAUGAGCUACAUGGUCUACUUCAACUUCUUUGGCUGUGUUUUGGUGCCAUUGCUACUCAUGUUGGGCAUUUACCUGUGCAUCUUUAUGGCAGCACGGCACCAGCUUAAGCUGAUCGAGCUAAAAGUGGUUCAUGGUGAGAAAUCUCGCUCUACACUGCAAAAGGAGGUCCACGCUGCCAAAUCUCUUGCAAUAAUUGUGGGAUUAUUUGCAGUUUGUUGGCUUCCUUUGCACAUCAUCAACUGUUUUACUUUAUUUUGUCCCGGUUGUGCACGCCCAGAUCCUUGGAUUUUAUACUUUGCCAUUCUUCUUUCUCACGGCAACUCUGUGGUCAACCCAUUUAUUUACGCUUACCGCAUCCGAGAGUUUAGGCUAACAUUUCGCAAAAUUAUUCACCGUCAUAUAAUGGGUAAAAAGGAACACAUUGAGAGCAGAGGUAGCCAUCGCAUGUCCAUUCAUCAUAGUAUCAGUGACUCUAUAAGACUCAAGACAAAUGGACAAAUGAAAAGCUUGGAUGUAUUUACAGAACCCAGUAGUAACGGGAAUAACUGUGAGUGCUUAUAUCAAUGUCAUGGCCCCGUGUCAGCACUAGGAGGCGGUCUGGUUUCAGUGGCACACUCCUCUUUGUCCAUCAUCAUCUCCUCUCAGUGUCCUAAAGCCAGCAUAUGUCCCAUAAGAAGCUUCAGUCAAACGCAAGUGAACCAGCACUUAAAACACACAGAGGAGCCUGUUUCUGAAUUUACAGAGGACAAGCAAAUGUCAGUAACCCAUAAUGCAUCACUGCUGGAGUCUGUGAAUAGGCAAGACUGUUUGACUGAGCUGGAGACUGGAUCAUCAUGACAUAUGCACGGGGACCAAAAAAUUGCCUUCUGGACUUUUCCAGAACGCACAGAUUGCCAGUUCACCCCGUAUAUGCAAGAGGAGACAUUUUGAGGACAAGAAAUUGUGCUGAAUCAAGACCAAGAUUGUGGUUGAAAGUAUGCAAAUAUAUGUCUUGUUUUUUUUGUGUGAUUCCCAGUGAAGUGUUAUGGAUAUAUAAAUAAUAAUGGUGCCUGUUUGGAUGGUACAGGUCUUAUGGGAAAUGGCCUUUACCCUGCUUCCUGCCAAAAAUUAACCAGAUGUGAUGUAAAAGCAGCUGUACAACAGGGGAGCAAUAGAAGCAUUGUUUAAACAUUGUGGACAAACUUUUCACUAUUACAGUAUUGUCGAGACUUAUAAUGGACUACAGUGGAUUUAUAUUUAUGGUUUCAGAUUUGCUCCAGGUACUGGUCUGGCUUACGAAAAAUAACCAGAAUUCAUACACAGAUUUGGCUGGACUUGUUUAUAAGAUCACACUGGCAAAUAUGGUUCAUAUUAUUUUAUGUUGAAAAUUUUACAAAAACUGUUCAAAGGUGAUUACAGAGUUUACUUUCAGGGAUACAUGUGAUUAUCUGCACAAAUAAACUAUUGUCUUGCACUGUUCACUGCCCACAAAGGCAUCAA
Molecule: messenger RNA, 2483 nt
Organism: Boleophthalmus pectinirostris (great blue-spotted mudskipper)
Lineage: Eukaryota; Metazoa; Chordata; Actinopteri; Gobiiformes; Gobiidae
Gene: adora2aa
Product: adenosine A2a receptor a
Exons: 3
Coding region: 486-1841 (451 amino acids)
Biological process (GO): G protein-coupled adenosine receptor signaling pathway; adenylate cyclase-activating G protein-coupled receptor signaling pathway
Cellular component (GO): membrane
Molecular function (GO): G protein-coupled adenosine receptor activity
Source: RefSeq, a predicted model, not a curated record